UCGCGGCCUGGUUUGCGGCGUGCCCACGCUGACUGGGGAAGAAGCGGGUGCAUCGUGUAAAUUCCAACCAUGGCAGAUAAGACUGCGAAGCAGGCAGUCGCUUCGGGAAGCGCCACCGAGCAGCUGAAUCCUGACCAGGUGCCACCGGCCGAGAGGCCACUCAAGAUCACCAGGAAGAAGUCCGAGCGAGCACAAAGAAAGCCUGUGUCGUGGACGACUGACACCAUCGACAACGAAAACCUCAACCGUAUGAGUUCGAAGUGCUGCUGCAUCUACGUCAAGCCCACCAAAUUUGGGGAGGACUCGGAAGACAAUGAAGAGGAAGGGGACUGCGACAAUUGCCGCGGUCACUUUCCGAAAGGCCGCAAAAUUCGCAAGGAUGACCAUAAAUGCGAUCCGCCUGCUGUGAACGCGGUCCCCUCUCAAGAAAAGCCUCAAGGCCAACGACUUCCCCCGAGCCCGGGUUCGUAAGGGUCGCCCCAACGCCGCUUCGCUCCCCAGUCAUCUUACGACAUAGGGCACAAGACUUUCCGGGUGCUUUGCCUUGACUCUAUAUAGGGAAAUGAACUGCGACUCAUAAUUUUGUGAGAAGCCGUCGUGAAGUUGUGUUGUGGAGGUGUCUGCAGCGACAUGUUCUGCCGCACAAGGAGUCUCAGAAGUCGCCACCUACACGAAGCGCCAUCACGUCCCUCUGGACGUGGCAACACAGAUGAAAUGCGCCUUCAAGUGUAGCGGCACAUGACUUGUUUUCUGGUGCCCGAACAAGUCUCAAGGGCUCGCGCAGAAGUGCGGGCGUAGGAACGUAGCGUAAAGCGUUUUGAUAAGAUAAUUGUUUUCCCUAUAUUGCUGUCUUGAGCACCGCACCUGAUACCACUGCAAUGGAGCAUAUUGAUGCAUUGCACGCGCGAGAGCAGAAGUUGGUGCAAUAGGCGUAGAUGAUAUUCUGCCG
Messenger RNA from Rhipicephalus microplus (southern cattle tick), 949 nucleotides. RefSeq names its product E3 ubiquitin-protein ligase PPP1R11. NCBI's taxonomy places the organism in Eukaryota, Metazoa, Arthropoda, Arachnida, Ixodida, Ixodidae. Gene Ontology annotation, molecular function: protein serine/threonine phosphatase inhibitor activity; protein phosphatase 1 binding. Gene Ontology annotation, cellular component: nucleus. The record is from RefSeq and is a predicted model, not a curated record.